AAGUAACAAUAAGCCAAUGAUGAAUGAACAAAAUUUGCAACAUGCAAGUGUACAUUAUACUAUCAUUUAAUAUGGCCAAAUUAUAAGGCAUUACAUUCCUUAAACGCCAAAGCCGGCGUUUCACAAUGACCAAUGUGCAUUCUUAUUAGGAAAUGCUUAUAACGUGGAAUUAUUUUUACUUUCUUGGAUCUAUACAUCAGAAAAAUUCACUUAUUAUAGCAACCAUAAACUACACAAAAUUUCCUCCUCUCUGUUCACUUGUACUACAUUCUAGCCUACCUCUUCUUUGUUCCUUUUCUCUUACACCAUUGAGAAAAAGAGAUAUGGCAAAUGAAACUCAUCAUGACCAACAAUUCUCAAAAACGCUUCCAUCUUAUAAUCAACAUGCUCACACUCACAACAAAAAUCACAAGCUUAUGAAGUCUUUUAUGCUAGUCAUAUUUACCAACCUUGUAACCAUUUACAUCUUCACUGGUCCCUUUAGUUUCAUGUAUCAGUACUCCUCUAUAAGUUCUAGUGAUUCAAACUCCAUCUUGCAGGAACUCAACUCCACCAAAGCUCAACUUGCUGCAAGUCACACAAUCUUAUCUCAGCUGCAUCAAAGACUCAACUCCACUAAUUUACUUGUCCAAGCCUUGCUUAUCGAUCUUACCCGCGAACAAGAAAAACAAUCCAAUCGUGCAGAUAAGAACCCUUCGACUGUCAACCUCGGAAAUGAUGAUGAUUUCACUACAGCUGAUGCUGCAACGAUAUCUGAUGAGCUCAGCAUUGCACUUGGCCCACACAAGCUCCCUUUCGGGUACUCACCAAAGAUAGGAUCGGGCCAGAUUCACAUGCCUAUUGGUGAAGCCUGCUUGAGGCUUCAUCAUGAGGAGUUAAAGCAAUUUAUGACAUAUGACAUUGGAGGUGAAUGUCCUGUAGAUGAUGUACUUUCACAAGGACUCAUACUCAAAGGGUGUGAACCGUUACCUCGUCGGAGAUGCCACCCUAAGUCUCCUAUGAAUUACGUAGAACCGGCACCUUUUCCAGACAGUCUUUGGAAAAUUCCGCCAGACACAAGCAUUAACUGGGACUCCUAUAUUUGUAAAAGCUAUCAGUGUCUUGUUGAUAGAAAGAACGAGCCAGGUUCCUAUGACUGCAAAGGUUGCUUUGACUUAGAAAAAGAAGAGAAGAUUAAGUGGAUAUUUGAUGAUGGUGAACUUGAUUUUGGAAUAGACCAAGUUCUUGCAACAAAAGCAGCCGGAACGAUUCGGAUUGGACUUGACAUUGGUGGUGGAACUGGAACAUUUGCUGUGAGAAUGAAGGAACGGAAUGUGACAAUUAUUACAAGCACACUGAAUUUGGAUGGCCCAUUCAACAACAUGAUUGCAUCAAGGGGUUUAAUACCAAUGCAUAUUAGCAUCUCUCAAAGGUUUCCAUUCUUUGAAAACACACUGGAUAUUGUGCACUCUAUGAAUGUCAUUGGAAAUUGGAUGCCAGACACCAUGCUUGAGUUUGUGUUGUAUGAUAUAUACAGGGUUUUGAGGCCAGGUGGUCUGUUCUGGCUUGACCAUUUUUUCUGCUUUGGUUCACAACUCAACAAGACUUACAUGCCAAUGUUGGAUCGAGUUGGAUUCAAUAAACUGCGAUGGCACGUUGGAGUGAAACUUGAUCCUGGGGUUCGAAAGAAUGUAUGGUUCAUUUCAGCUCUUAUGGAGAAACCAACGAUUUGAGAAGAGAAAUUAAGUGGACAGACAAGGAGACAUUCAAUACCUUUCCAUAACCUCCAGCUCCUACAUAAUUGACUUGUGCAAAUUUUUUGGUGUAGUUCUGAAUCUCAUCGAAAGAGAAGCGCCUUGCUCCUUUUAACUGUGGGAUGCUACUAUUGCUCUCAUCAGGACCCCAUUGUUC
Molecule: messenger RNA, 1890 nt
Organism: Cicer arietinum (chickpea)
Lineage: Eukaryota; Viridiplantae; Streptophyta; Magnoliopsida; Fabales; Fabaceae
Product: probable methyltransferase At1g29790
Molecular function (GO): S-adenosylmethionine-dependent methyltransferase activity
Source: RefSeq, a predicted model, not a curated record